ACGAUUCCUUGUCGAGACGACGUUUGAUGUCUCUCGUCCAGUGAAAAGGGAGAUUGUAGCUCGGUCAAUUUUACGUGUGCGGUCGAUGACGGUGUGCGCCGAAGAGACCGAAAAAACCGACGGCUAAUAACAGUAUUAAUAAAAACCAAAUGGGGGCAAAUUGUGUAAAAAUCGUGCUGUGCGUAAAAAUAUAGAAAAAGAUGGAAAAGAUAGCGAUUUUGACGCUGCAAAAAACGAGUGAGCAAUGUCAUGGGGAUUUCACCACGACGCGGGGCGUUGCGACACAAUGAUAAAAGUUAUGAAAAAUGAUUUCUGCACAUCUAUGGGGACUGUACCACAAAGAGAAAACCCAGAAUGGUCAGCAGCACAAGGCUACCCAUUCAGCAUUAAAAGUCCUUUACAUAUUCACCACUCCUACUAGUACCGAUACCUCUAUAAAAGAGAAGAGCGUACUCAGUAUAAUUCCAUUCACGAUUGUACCGUUCUCGAGCCAACCGGUUGUUCAGAUUACUUUGAGAAAUGUUGUAUCUACUCUUAUUGGCCGGUUUGACCAUCGUCAGCGGAGAAAAUCCUUUCCAACCGUUAUUCUCAUGGAAAAAAUUGGAUUGGAGUUUUCCGAACGAUGAAUUGCGGGAGAGUUACGAAACUUCUGGUCGUUUUUCACCAACGAGCAAUCUUCCGCUCGGUGUUAACAUUUGGCACGACAAAUUGUUCGUAACGGUCCCUAGAUGGAAGAAGGGUGUCCCAGCUAAUCUAAAUUACAUCGAUCUCAAUGAAACAAUUGCUCAAGCCGAUAAAUCGCCACGGCUGACUCCUUAUCCCUCUUGGGAAGACAACGAUAUUAACUCUGAAAAUGGAAUCGUCAACAUCUUGCGAAUGAGGAUCGAUGCGUGCGAUCGUAUGUGGGCGGUUGACAGCGGAGUAGAUGACAUUUGGGGCGAGUUCAAAGCCGUUCAACCGCCCAAGCUGAUUGUUAUUGAUUUACCGACAAAUAAGAUUAUCCACAGGUACACAUUCAAGGACAGUGAUUUAACUCACAACAGUUUCUUCGCGGACAGUAUUGUCGAUGUCGAUCCAAAAAACUGUGAUGAUGCUUACGUCUACAAUUCCGAUUUGGGUGGCUGUGGAUUAGUAGUGUAUAGUCUUGCCAAGAAUGAUUCUUGGCGUAUACAACAUAACUAUUUUUCUUUCGAUCCCUUGAACGGAGAUUACAAUGUCAACGGAAUUGAAUUCCAAUGGACAGACGGUCUCUUCGGUCUGACGCUAAGUCCUCCGUUUGCUAAUGGUUCUAAAACCCUUUAUUUCCAUGCUAUGUCGAGUACAACCGAGUUUGCUGUAUCAACGGAUCUAAUCAAGGACCAACAGAGUCUUGCUAAACGUGACUAUUACCAAAAGUUCUGGGUUGUCGGAGAUAAAGGAAGAAAUAGUCAAGGAACUUCGAUGACAUUGGAUCCGGAAACUGGUAUAAUUUAUUUCACCCAACUGAACAAAAACGCUUUAGCGUGCUGGGACACCCACAUGGACCUUAACCCCAACACUUUCCGUAUCGUGGCACAAGAUAAUACGACCAUGAUUUUCCCCAAUGACCUUGCUCUCGAUCUCUCGACACGGAAACUCUAUCUUCUCACCGAUGACUUAGCAACGUUUCAGUACUCAGAAUUCGAUUGGAAUCGCACCAACUUCUACGUACAUGUCGCCUCGCUUGACGACUUGGCUAAAGAAUGCAAAAAGAAUUCCAGCUGAAGAGGAGUGAGAAGCAAAUGAGCUCAAGAUGACAAAAGAUUUCGAACGGUCUGCUUGAGUCGGAGAAUGUUCAUCGUCAAACAGUGGGGAAACAUUUCAUCCUCAGCAGGCUGCCACGUUUUCAUCUUUUCUCUGUAUUUUUCCGUGAUUUUUUUUCAAGACUCAAUAGAUUUCUUUUUUCUAAAUAUAUGUUUUUUUUUUCACCAACCGUCUCCCAAAAAAAUAGUUCUUUUUUUCCCGUUUCUAGAUAGUUGUAGCACCUUGAGUAAAUGUACAAAUUUUUCGUGAGAUUCACUAUUCUAUAUCAGUGACCACACAGUUCAAACACAUGCAUGUAGUUUUACCUUACCAGGAGUUCGCGGUUCUGCAAGCAAGCUCCAUUUCCUGCUUUAGUAAUUACGGCUGUUAAAGAUCAGGGGUAGUAAAAACACAUCAUUAUCACACAUUAGCUUCUCGGAAGACGCUAUAUAUUUCAACUUUACAUUUUGUUUCUUUCCAUUGAUGUACUAUACUAAAACAAAACGUCCACUCUCGCUCUUUUUGUCUUUCUCUAAUAUUCACCAUAUAAAUAUACAUGAUCCAUAAAAUGCUAUAUUUUUAAAUUGCCAUGCAACUGCGAAUUCUUUUCCUCCUUUCCAUACAUUACACUCAUGGAUACAGCAGUGCCUGUUCCAUCUUAUUUUUUAAAUUCAUUUUUGUUUAGUUCGUAUUGAAUGCUUCUUCGAAUCCGUUACUUGAACUCGACUGGAAUUUUUGACGUUUAAACUAUUUGACACGGUUUCUCCUUUUACAAGAAAGCUUUGUUAGUUUUCACAGAAGGGCGGCAAAAAUCAGCUGGCAAAGCUUUGCUGUAUUAGGUAGAAGGAUGUAGUGAAAUUUCGUUUUUGGCAUUUGUAGCCAUUUCUCUAUCACGCUAUACGCUAACGAGCUACCGACUGAUUCAUACCUUUUAAUUUACAAAACCUCGUUAUUAUAAGUGAAUCAUAAAGUUAUUCACACAUUGUAGUAUUUAUUUUUCGUCCCGAGUCGGAAUAUUGUUUAUUAUUAUAUUAAUGGAUGCUUUUAUGUAUAAACUUCUGCUGUCCUGAAGCAUGCUUCGUGUAAAUGAAUCAACUAUGAACUAUCUCUUUCUCCCUCAUGUCCUGUCACAUGGAAACGAAUGUAGUCACAUGUUUUUUUUUCGGCUGCAUAUGAAUGCACAUUCGUAGAAAUGCAUUUAUAUUCUCUCACUAUUAAAAACAAUACUUUUCCCGAUGCAUACUGCUACAUCAUGAUUAGUAACCCCUGACCUAAUGAAAUACCUAUUAGAUACAAAGUAAGAGAAAAUGUAGUACACAGAAAAAUAAGUCUCCCUUUUUAAAAACAAAUAUCAUAUCAACGCAUAAAAAUUAUCGAGGCAAGGCAAAAGUGGCUGCCCAACUUGAUAAAAUCACUGUACACCGUUAGUAUACACUCACCCAGCUCAUUAUACUAAGACACUAUGAUACACGCUACACGGAUAGACUCACCCAGCUCACCAUACUAAGACACUAUGAUACACGCCACACGGAUAGACUCACCCAGCUCAUCAUACUAUAAGACACUAUGAUACACGCCACACGGAUAGACUCAUCUUUAUCACAUUUAUAAGAGACGUGUAUUGCGGUCAAAGAAUAUUGUUACAUACUAACCAUUUAUUGAACGCAAUAGAAAAAAAAGGAAGUGAAAAAAAUAAUAAUAAUAACAUUGCUUUUACAUAGUAUGCCCACCAAAACUCGGGAAGUUGAUAAAGAAAUAAUUAGGUCCCCUUCAUAUGUGUCAACAGUAUCGGGGAAAUGAAGUUCAAAUAAAGCGACAGAUAAAGA
This is a messenger RNA of Venturia canescens, 3587 nucleotides long. It is a transcript of the gene Y-f, whose product is annotated as protein yellow-like. NCBI's taxonomy places the organism in Eukaryota, Metazoa, Arthropoda, Insecta, Hymenoptera, Ichneumonidae. The record is from RefSeq and is a predicted model, not a curated record. The transcript is spliced from 7 exons. Gene Ontology annotation, cellular component: extracellular region. Bases 520 to 1743 code for a protein of 407 amino acids.